AACUUCAAUUGCCAUUUUCGAUUUAUCGUAUGUUCAAUACCCCAUCGGUGCAUAUCAUGUGAGGGGGAAUGGUACGAUGAAGACGCUGCCGUACGACGCCCGAACACCAUUCAUCUUGAUGCAGUACUAUAGAAAUAUUCCAAACUCUACAGUUCGGAGCUGUACAGCCGGGGUAGCUCAUGCCUGCACAAGGUCAGGCGAAGCGUCGGCGUGCAAGCCAGGCGACAGAUGGACCCGCCAAACGCACUAGAGUCUCCAGGGCUUGCGACCAAUGCCGUGUUGCUCGCGAGAAAUGUGAUGGAGUGCAGCCAAUGUGCUCGAGUUGUUCCAUGUCGAGUAGAGGGUGCACGUACACCGCGAACCCCAAAAAGAGAGGCAUACAGCCAGGGUAUAUUCGGGCCCUUGAGCUGGCACUCGCUUGGCUAUUUCAGCUCAAUGCCGAUGACGAGACCUCACUCAACGACAAGUUAGCACAAGGCGGUGCUUCUUCUUUACUGCUCAGUCGGGAUUCGAAGGAAUCCAAUAGACUGCACAAGAAAUGGCGAAAGAGCUCAUUCUACAGAGAUGUUGAUAAGCUAUUGUCAGGAGGAGAGACUUCCAGGCAUGAACCAGCGGAGCCACUAUCACCUCGAAGUGAUGAUGAGGAUUCAGAUGUGGAUGAGAUGCGCGUCCCUCCCGUCAUUCAGGGUGAGGAUUUUGAUCAGGGUAAGCAAGACGAGGCUGGCCCUGGUGGACUGCUGCACCAGCCCUCAUCUGCGUUCUUGCCACACGUUCUACAGAGUCCCAACCUGGUCUCCUUACCACCUGAUUGCUGGCGAUUGUUGGAAACAUACUUCACUUACAUCCAGAGUUGGUUUCCCAUAUCCGAAAAGCACGAUCUUUUGAAGCUAUCAUAUUCAUAUCCAGCCCAAGGACUUCCCGUCUCUCCCGACCUACCAGAAUCAGGCGCUCAUGCGGAACUUUGGAGUAUUCUGGCAGCAGCUUCCAUUUACGAUGGAGGUAAUAUGAGUCAGUUCGAAGAUCAAGACCAUCCCUCAAAGACAACACCUAGACAACUAUACGACACAGCCAAAGCAUGGAUACCCAACGAAUUUGGCGGUUUUGACCUGGGGCACGUCAAGGCACUUCUCAAUCUUGCGAUAUUCAACGUGUCACAGUCAUCCAUAGAGCCUGCCUGGUUGCUUGUCGGUUGUGCUUCCCGAAUUCUUGAAAGAAUGAACAAUGCCUCAUUAAACGCAAGUUCAAGGCUAAAGCACACUGUUGCUGGUUGUUUCAUACUUGAUACUAUUCUUGCUCUGCAGCUAGGUCGACGCUCGUACUUCCAGCGUUCUGAUCUUAAACAGCUUGGCAGCAUCAACGAGGACAACAUCGAGGAGUGGCAGCCAUGGACUGGUGGUCAGCAUACCUCCUCACAACAACAAGCAAGAAUACCAGUGAUGUCUAUCAGUAGCUUCAACUGCCUUGUGGAAAUUGUCGAUAUCUUGGCCAGUUGCGAAGAACAGCUGUCCUCCGGUUUCUCUGCCGAUCAUGCCUCCCAGCGAUUUGAGAUCUGGAAAGCCUCUCUGCCCCCGAAACUUGACUAUCUCCGAUUUGACAACACUACUACGCCUUUGACUCCACCGGCAAUUUUAUUACAACUGGCUUCUUGUACAACCGCUCUCUCCCUGGCUCCGUCGGAACCACGAUUUCAUCAAAUUUUGCAGAUGCUCGAACGAGCCCAAGAACACAUAGGUCUAGCAAGUCUGCCACCGGUCACGAGCUAUCUACUAGGAAUUAUUAGGAAAUAUAGCGCCCGGCUCACUACGAAUCAAGCAUUGCACGCCCGUAUCGAAAGGCUGCACCUCGACAUCGCUCAAACAUGGCAAAUUUCAUCUUCUGCACUUCACACAACUCAAAUCCGGACAAACGAAACUUCAAAAACGCUCCCAAGACGUUCUAUCACAGCUAUGCAGAUGCCAACUCCAGACUCGGUUCACAAUCCUCUUUCGCGCCCACAAACAGUUCACCAGACUGCUGCAACAGGCAUUAUACAGACCAUGCCAACCCCACACAACUCCAUUGUACCUGACUUGCACACCACGUCGAGUUUGUACCAACCAGACGACGCCUUUCUGGGUCUGCACAGCCCGGUAUUACCUGAUCCUCGCUACCCAAAUAUGACAAACGACCUCGAAAACUUCUUCGACGAUUUGGCCUCACUGGACAGCACGAAUAGGCUUGAACACCAGCCACAGUUCAUGCAGAAUCUGGGAUUCGCGCCAGACGCAAAUAUGUCUGAUCUGUUCGGCGACUACAUGCCAUUGCAGUCAUCCGCUUUUGUGGCGCAGGAGAAUCAUGAGUCUAUGCCUUUUGAUCAAUACAGCUUUUUCGAUGGAAGUUGA
Dothidotthia symphoricarpi CBS 119687 is the source of this 2381-nucleotide messenger RNA. RefSeq lists its product as uncharacterized. Gene Ontology annotation, molecular function: zinc ion binding; DNA-binding transcription factor activity, RNA polymerase II-specific; DNA binding. Gene Ontology annotation, biological process: positive regulation of transcription by RNA polymerase II; DNA-templated transcription. Lineage: Eukaryota; Fungi; Ascomycota; Dothideomycetes; Pleosporales; Dothidotthiaceae. The record is from RefSeq and is a predicted model, not a curated record. The transcript is spliced from 2 exons. The coding region runs from base 180 to 2381 and encodes 733 amino acids.